ACCGAGCUGCGGCAACUUAGCGCCCGCAGAGCCUCGUUGCUGGUCCCGAGGUUGCAUCACUAGUGGUCAGCAGCCUGCGCAGGGAAGAACGGGUGCCGAGAAUCUUGAAGAAAAUUCUUCGUGGGUUCGAAAAAGAGGGCCAUGGUGGAGCAAUAAUUGCUAGUUUUGCAUGCAAUCUCUGUCGUCAGGGCAAAACUCGGGAUUGUUGGCUGCCGAAGAAGAGCCGGAUGACGAUGUUGAGCUCGCUUCUUACGAUGGAGUGGCGGCCUCACAGUUCAGGGACAGUCUCGCGUGUGCUGGUGAUACUGUUAGCGGGGGAUGAGCGCUGCAUAAAGAGGAGACAUAACUAUGGAGAUAAAGGCGGGAUAGGCUUACCAUGCGUUCACUCCACAGCACGCCCAAACCUGGCCGCGUGCCUUUUCAGGACGAGCCACAGCAGCUUGCGGCGGAGAGCCCAUGCGGAUACUGCAACCUGCGGCAUACUGUGCAACCUGAGGAUAUCCAAAACUCGGGAGCUUAGUUGCCCCAUGGGUGGGGGGGGCAGGCGCUCUUAUACUCAUGCUCCGGACUGCGUUACUCCGGACUCUGGAGGGUGGGAGCCCCAGACUAAGCGUCUUCCACCAAUGAAAUAUUUACUUGACCAAGAGGUGACAAUUUGGGAUACAUUUCCUACAAUAUUGCACGGAACGUGAGUCGUGGCCUGACGGUCGGGCUACCCGGAUCAGCAUAGCCCAAAUCCAACACCUCGGAGAGACGGGAGCAUGUCACAUGCUCGACGGUGACAGAGCUGGUAUUCGUGGGGAGAUGCGGUGAAACAGUGAAUGAAACGCGUCAUUUACGAUGCAUCCCUCGUCAAGAGUGGAAC
Didymella exigua CBS 183.55 is the source of this 865-nucleotide messenger RNA. RefSeq lists its product as uncharacterized. The transcript has a single exon. The record is from RefSeq and is a predicted model, not a curated record. NCBI's taxonomy places the organism in Eukaryota, Fungi, Ascomycota, Dothideomycetes, Pleosporales, Didymellaceae. Bases 228 to 692 code for a protein of 154 amino acids.